CGCGAAAUGUGAACAGACUACACGUGCAGCAAAAAGUCAAAACAUUGUAUCAAUUUAUUUGUUCGGUGGAUUUAUUAACAAAUUGAAUUAAUAGUGAUCUAUUAAGUGCAAAAAUGUCUCAGUUUAAACGAUUGAACACUAAAAAGUACCUCAAAACCGGUAAAAUUGUCACGCCUGAUACUAUAUACUGGAAACAAUUGAGUGUGCCUACACUUGUGAAAGAAUUUGGUGCGAUCGACUAUGUAGACUUCAGUCCUAUUGAGCCGCAUUAUUUUGCUGUGACUUGUUCUGUACGCGUACAAAUUUACAAUCCCAUUACGAAAUUGGUUGUAAAGAAUUUAUCACGAUUUCAAGAAACUGCUUACGGAGGAACUUUUCGCCAAGAUGGUCGUUUACUUGUGGCAGGUGAUGAGCAAGGUUUGGUAAAACUUUUUGAUCCCUCUAGCAAAAAUGUUUUGCGGUUGUUUAAGGGACACAGAGGUCCAGUACAUCGCGCGCAGUUUACACAAGAUUUGCUGCAUAUUGCAAGUUUUUCAGAUGAUCGUACUGUAAAGUUAUGGGAUAUUGCAUCUGAGAAGGCUACAUUGACGUUUGCUGAACAUGAAGACUACAUAAGAGCCGGAGCAAUAAAUCCCAUGUCACCAGAUACAUUAAUAUCAGGUGGUUAUGAUGGUAAAAUAAAGAUGUACGACACUCGUACGCAACAAAUUUCAUACAGUAUCGAUCAUGGCAGUCCUGUUGAAUCAUUGCUUUUUCUCCCUACGGGUGGUAUUUUUAUCAGCGCCGGCGGUACAGAAAUGUGUGUUUGGGAUGCUUUUGCAGGAUGUCGACUACUCACGAAAAUUUCACAGCACCAUAAAACAAUAACAAGUCUGCGUCUUGGUUCCAAUGGCAAACGUUUGUUAUCAGGCAGUUUGGAUCGCCAUGUUAAGAUCUAUGAUGUUGCCACUUAUCAAACUGUACAUACGCUUGAUUUCCCAAAUGCUGUACUGAGUCUUGGUGUAGCACCGGGGGAUCAGACGGUUGUUGCUGGCAUGGUUGACGGUCUAAUUUCAAUCCAAAAUAUGGAAGUAGAUCGUAAUAAGGACGAAAUAACUAAGAGGUCAACUAACAAACCUCCACCCUUAACUUCAGUUAAAGUAGAUCAUGAAAUCCGUACUGGCGACUUUCAAAAAUUACAAAGAUAUGAUAACUUGUUGCGAAGGUACGAGUAUGUAAAAUGUUUGGACACUGUAAUGAAGACAUGUUUUGUACGACGUAAUCCUGAAGUGACAAUUAGUGUUAUGCAAGAGCUCAUACAUCGCAAAGGCUUACAUCGUGCAUUAGCCGGACGAAGCCAUGAAUUUCUCUCACGGAUGAUAUCAUUCAUAUGUAAUUACAUUGGAGAACAGCGAUUUAUGCGCGUCAUGAUUGAUGUUGCAAUGAUAUUGUUGGAUGUUUAUGGAUCGAAGUUUCAUGAAUUCACUGGUGUAUUAGGCAAAGAUUUUAUAAGAUUAGCUGGAGUGUUACGUCGAGAAGUCAACCUAACCUACGAUUUACUAGAACUGCAGGGGUGUUUAGAAUUACUUCAAACUGCUACAGAAGGUUCUGAUAGCAUUGAUGAGAUGAUACGUUUUGUGAAAGCCGAUAAUGAUCAACUAAAACAGUCUGCUCAAGCAAAGGAGUCGUCAAUUCUGACAGUAUAGCAUUAGAAUGUCAUCAAAUAGUGUAAAUAUAUUGUGUGUAAAUUAAGUACCGACAGACACUCAAACUUCCAUAGUUCAUGGCGUAAUGGAAAUUAAAUAGAGAUAAGUAUUUUAAAACAA
Molecule: messenger RNA, 1805 nt
Organism: Bactrocera tryoni
Lineage: Eukaryota; Metazoa; Arthropoda; Insecta; Diptera; Tephritidae
Product: U3 small nucleolar RNA-associated protein 15 homolog
Exons: 2
Coding region: 114-1685 (523 amino acids)
Biological process (GO): rRNA processing; positive regulation of transcription by RNA polymerase I
Cellular component (GO): nucleolus
Molecular function (GO): protein binding
Source: RefSeq, a predicted model, not a curated record